Zasmidium cellare ATCC 36951 is the source of this 762-nucleotide messenger RNA. RefSeq lists its product as uncharacterized. Lineage: Eukaryota; Fungi; Ascomycota; Dothideomycetes; Mycosphaerellales; Mycosphaerellaceae. The transcript is spliced from 2 exons. The coding region runs from base 1 to 762 and encodes 253 amino acids. The record is from RefSeq and is a predicted model, not a curated record.
AUGUCUCCUCCAUCUCAACUACCGCCACUGGGCUUCAUUGAAGUCGAGUGCUUCUUCACAAGACCUCCUGGCGACCCUUGGAACGAACAGACAUGGCCCUUCCAUCUGCUACGAGAGAGAGCUACAGGUUCCACUGCUGACCAGCUCGUGACGAAUGGUCAUUACGACCAAGCCUUUCUCGAUCGGUUUGUUGCCGCUGGGCUGAGACUCGCAGAGCGAGGAUGUGUCGGUAUCAUCACGAGUUGUGGCUUCCUGGCCAUGGCACAGCCACAACUUGCUGAGCGAUUACCAAUCCCAAUCGCGACCUCAGCGUUGAUCCAAGUGCCUUCACUCCUGGCCUUAUUACCACCCCGUAAAUCGAUCGGAAUCUUGACAUUUGACGGCGAGAAGCUAGGACCUACGCAUCUCGAGCAAUUAGGCAUUCCCUCAAGCCUUCACGGUCGAAUCCACAUUGCAGGCGCCCGAGCCUGCGGACACUUGCAACGACUCGUCAAGGAGGAUGCUCCAUACGAUCGUCAGAGCAUCCAGACUGAGCUGAACGAGGCUGCUCUGGCGAUGCAGAAGAAAGACCCAGGGCUGGGUGCAAUCGUGCUGGAAUGCACGCAGAUGCCCCCUUUUGCGGAAGGCAUACAACAAGUGGUCGGCAGCAACGUGGCAGUGUAUGAUGUCUACUCGAUGGCGAUGUGGUUCUACAGCGGCCUUGCGAAAAGGCUUCCUGCGAGAUGGGCAGAGGGAGCGCAGGAUACGAAGUCUCGUCCUUAG